AUGGAUGAUUGGUUUACAUACUAUGGUGUGCCAAAGAAGGAGAGGCUAGCUCAUGCCAUCAAACAACUUUCUGGAAAAGCUUACUCAUGGUGGAAAAGAGUAGAUAAGACACAUGGUAAAAGUCCAGAAGAGGUUGUCGCCAAUUGGGAAGAUCUUAAAGAUGUUAUGAUCAGGAAGUAUGUGACUACACUUCCCACGCAAGAAACCAGAAGAAAAUACCCAAGGAGAUUUUCAAAUGGUGUGUCCAAAGAGGCAAAGAAAGUUGUGCCACAACAAGGACAUAGAAGCUUGAUCUAUCAAGACCAGAUUCAGCCAAGCCAGAUGCCCACGGUUUUAUAUGAUCAAUACCAACCUUAUGAGGUCUCAAAGGCCAUGGAGAAGAAGAAGCUUGUCAGCCAAAACACGUUGGCCAGACACAAAGAAAAAUCAGACAAACCGAUUUUUCAAGAGAAGGCCAAGGAUGUUAAGACAGGUCCUGAAGUCCAGAAAGACACGAUCACCCAAUCCUUGUUGAGAUCAAAAGUUGUCCAUGAUUUAAGUCCAAGAGACAAGAAGAUUUUAAACCCAAAUAAAGAAGAGCCAUCCAGCCAAGGACUUAAGAAGCAAGAAUUUAAAGAAGAAGAACCACCAGACGUGACUCUUGUGAUGGACCAGAAGAUUGUUCAAGAGACAAUGCAGUCCAUAUUGCUUAAAGAAGCAAAACCAAAACAAUACCAAG
This is a messenger RNA of Brassica rapa (field mustard), 718 nucleotides long. RefSeq lists its product as uncharacterized. NCBI's taxonomy places the organism in Eukaryota, Viridiplantae, Streptophyta, Magnoliopsida, Brassicales, Brassicaceae. The record is from RefSeq and is a predicted model, not a curated record.